Molecule: messenger RNA, 2574 nt
Organism: Rhopilema esculentum
Lineage: Eukaryota; Metazoa; Cnidaria; Scyphozoa; Rhizostomeae; Rhizostomatidae
Source: RefSeq, a predicted model, not a curated record
AAACAUAAAAUUUAAUCAGUUCUGUAAAUUUAUAGAGUUCUGUAAAUUUACAUCAGUUUGGCGAAUGGGCUACUUUAAAAAAUGGUUGUAGCCACACGAAAGCGCAAUUCUCUCACAGAAUCGUUGAAAACCCGGGAUGUAGUGCUAUUACAAUAACAAGGGUGCAAAAACAACAUCAAAAUUUUCAGCAAUAACAAUGGGGGAUCAGCCCCCUGAGUUCCCGACGACUACAUCCUGUUGAUAAUUUAAACUCAAGGCGAUGAACUAGAAAACUGUAUGGAACUAACUGCUGAAAAACAUCACCAAAAUGUUAGUGAAACCUCUGCUUGGAUCAAAAGAAAGCUGAGUUUUUGCUUACUUAGAACUGCAGUAAUUUGUAUAAGAGGUUCUAGGUCCCGACAACAUGUUGUCCUUAUUGGUGAAUUGGGUGACAUUGACACUAGAAACAAUUUAUCUAACAUCAUUAAUUAAAAACAUUAUGUUUGUUAUUUGAAUGUAUGUUCAUUUAAUUUUGUAAACCGGCAGCUUAUCGAUAUAUAAACAGUGAUGAAUUCAUCAAGUAUAUAUAGUAGUUUGAUUAUACCACUAAAAAAACUGUAUGGAGCACUGACCAUCUGGAGCCUCGUGUUUAUAAAAAUUAAAAAGAGGUUAUAUGCUAAUGUCCAAAGCUUGAAGUAAUGGCGGCUGUCUGAUAUGGGUUUUAACUUGUAAAUAGAGUUGUAAACAACGAAGUUAACAUAUCAUUGAAAGUCUUUUUCGGAUGACCCAUGUCCAUUUAUUCAGAUACUUUCUGAAAAUUUGGAAAGUUAAAGUUGUAAUCAUAUUUUGCCAAAACAUUCAACAAUAAUGGCAGAUGGCAAAGAAACAAAAGAAAAUCGAGAUGAAACAGCAAAUGCUGAUGAAAAUUUGCCAACUGAGACAAUUCGCACUGGAACUCCUCGCAAAUCAAAGGCAAAAGAGCUGAUGAUAACAGAGGAAUUUUGUGUUUUUUGCUAUGGAUCUCCAAGUAGCAAUGAUGAGGACUUUGAAGAGCUUUUAAUGUGUUCUGAAUGCCUUAAGUUUGCUCAUCCAACCUGUCUAGAGAUGCCUUUGGUGGCAGUUGAAAAAACCAAGAUUUAUGCAUGGCAAUGCAAUGACUGCAAAGGCUGUUAUGCUUGUGGGAAGAAAAAUAAGGAGAAAUCCAUUAUCUUGUGUGAUUAUUGUGAUCGAGGUUUUCAUAAAUUCUGUCUGGAGAAAAAGCCAAUAAUUCUAAGAAAAAAGUCCUGGAAGUGCCCUUGUUGUGAAGAAGAUGACAAUAUUCUAGAUACUGAUGGAAACUCUUCCGAGAAAAAUAAGGCCGAUCAAAGUAGGCAAGAAAUAAUAGUUGCAGGAGACGAAGAUGAAGAGACACUCAUUGAAAUGAAGAGUGGGAAGGAACAUCAUUCCUCUGAUACCAAAGAUGAUGAAGAAAUGCAUUCGAACAUUGAUACUGAAAAGGCUUCACCGAACUUGGGAACAACCGAACACAAACAAGAAGCUGCACAUGGCAGAAGUACAGUAAGCAUUGUAAGUAACACAGUUAUUGAAAAUGUCAAAAAAACUGUACAUCAGUCAGGUGCAGUUAAAGAUGAUACUGGCAAGCUGAUUCACGUUUGUAAAGAUGAUCCUUCUAGAGGUUCUGCAAAGAAGGGAUCGACAACUCGAAGCCGGCAAGUUAAGUCUGUGGAAAAUAAGGCAAAGGAGAAAGUAGAUGCAAAGGGGGGAGAAGAAGCAAAGGGAGGAGAAGAUGCAAAGGGAGGAGAAGAUGCAAAGAGGGGAGAAGAAGCAAAGGGGGAAGAUGAAUCUAUUGAAAAAGAUGAAAAGAAAAAGAUAGAGGGUACUACAGGGGUAGAAGGAAAUUCUGUGGAAAAAAGGAGCCAAGGCGAUGUAGCAAUAGUUGGCAAACGGAGCGGCAGGGCCAAGACUUUAAGGGCUGGUAAAGAUCCACAAGAGAGAAAAGGUUCUACGAAAGUAGAAGCCGAUAAAAGCGACGCAGUGGUUGAGACAGAAAAUAAUUCUGCAAGGAAAGAUGCGAGCGGAAAUUGUAACGAGAAUGUAGAAGAACUGGCUAAUUCUGAAAAAAACAAAACAGCAAAUUCGUAUGAGGGGGCGGAAAAUUACUCUAGCAUCACAAAACGAGAUAUUCAAAAUGCAGAAAUGCAAGAUGAGUCUGCAAAUAGCGAUGACAAAGAAUUGGGUAAAGAUAUAGGAGUAGAGAGAAGGGAAAGCAAGGGCAAAAGUAACACUAAAAGUAGUACUGCUAAGCAGGAUUGGAAAAAUACAUAUGAUGUUGAUGUCAUGGUUGAAGAUAUUUCUCGAACGAAAAAGAAAAUCGAAGAAAAUGACAAAACUGUAGACACAGAAAAUAACUCUACCAAGAAAAUUAAGAAAGGCUAUGCAUUGAGAGUUCCGAAACGGAAGCUAAGGUCGCCUGGAGGAGGUAGAGAUAAUGAUGAAGAGGAACAGAAAAAGUUGGCGAGGCCCGGGAUUUUUCUGCCAACAGAAAGAGAAAGAAAGAGGGUCCUGAAGAGGAAAAUACGGAAUAUCACUCUGUAA